Messenger RNA from Nipponia nippon (crested ibis), 721 nucleotides. Lineage: Eukaryota; Metazoa; Chordata; Aves; Pelecaniformes; Threskiornithidae. The record is from RefSeq and is a predicted model, not a curated record.
GAUGCUGAGCUCAGGUCUUCCUCCUGUUUUGCUGUUGCUCACAGCGCUGGAGCUGAGCUGGUCCCUGAGUGAUGAAGAAAAGAAGAUCAUCUUGGAUGGGCAUAAUAAAUACCGCUCCCGGGUCUCUCCUCCUGCUAUGGAUAUGCUGAAGAUGAGCUGGGACACGGAGCUGGAGGCCUUUGCUCAAGCCUACGCAGAGAAGUGCAUCUGGGACCACAACAAGGAGAGGGGACGACGGGGGGAAAACCUCUUCGCUAUGGCCCCAACCCUGGACCUGGAAUUCGCUGUGGAGGACUGGAACGGGGAGGAGAAAUACUACAACCUGACAACUUCCACGUGUGUCCCCGGGCAGAUGUGUGGCCACUACACCCAGGUGGUCUGGGCAAGCACGCAUCAGAUCGGCUGUGGGGCAAAUUUUUGUGAGAAGAUCGACGGAAUUGAAACAGAGGACAUGUACCUGCUUGUUUGCAACUAUUAUCCCCCGGGUAAUAUGAAAGGCCGAAAGCCGUACAAGGAAGGACCCUCGUGCUCACAAUGUCCCGAGGGCACGGUCUGUGUCAACUCCUUGUGUGCAGGUGCCCUGGACACUGAAGAACUGGAGACAAACUCAGACCAGACAAGCAUGGAUCAGCCCACGGGUGGAGCCCCCAGUACCUGCUUGGGGCUUUCACUCUUCCUCCUACCCAGUGUCAUCCUGGUGGGCCUUCUGCUUUGAAUGGUC